Messenger RNA from Alternaria postmessia, 888 nucleotides. RefSeq lists its product as uncharacterized. Gene Ontology annotation, molecular function: protein-containing complex binding. Gene Ontology annotation, cellular component: mitochondrion. Lineage: Eukaryota; Fungi; Ascomycota; Dothideomycetes; Pleosporales; Pleosporaceae. The transcript is spliced from 4 exons. The record is from RefSeq and is a predicted model, not a curated record. The coding region runs from base 1 to 888 and encodes 295 amino acids.
AUGGCCUCGACAACAGCCCAGGCUGUAAAGAAGAAACUCGUCGUAUGCGGCGGCAAUGGCUUCUUGGGUAGCCGGAUAUGUAGAGCCGCAGCACAUAGGGGCUGGAGCGUAACCUCAAUCUCGCGUUCAGGCACUCCACAUUGGUCCUCCGUCUCUUCCUCACAAACACCACCGGACUGGUCAGACAAGGUGUCAUGGCAAAAAGGCGACAUCCUUGACCCCGAGUCGUAUACCAAACACCUCGAAGGCGCAGAUGCGGUGAUACAUAGCAUGGGCAUAUUACUGGAAGCAGAUUACAAAGGCGUUGUCAGUGGACGGGAGAGUCCCAUCAAGGGUCUGCAACGGGCAUUUAGCAAGACCAAGGCUGGAACCCAAAACCCGCUGACACGGAAGGAAGGGGAGAAGUUGCGGCCGCAGGAGAGUGAUGGACAACUCACAUACGAAAUUAUGAAUCGCGACACUGCCGUAUCCCUAGCCAAAGAAGCCUCCACACGCAAAGUUCCGACCUACCUCUACAUCUCCGCUGCAGCAGGCACACCCAUCCUCCCAGCACGCUAUAUCACGACGAAACGCGAGGCCGAAUCUCUCAUCGCCUCCACCUUCCCUACCAUGCGAUCCAUCUUCAUUCGCGCGCCAUUCAUGUACGACAGUAGCCGCACAUUCACCCUCCCCAUUGCGGCAGCGGGCGGCGUAGCAGCCAUGAUAAACAGUGCAGUCGGAGGACGGUUGACGUGGCUAAUGGGAGCAGGAGGCAUCAAGCCUUUGAAAGCGGAUUUGGUGGGUGAGGCGGUCGUGGAAGCACUGGAAGAUGAGGAGGUCAGAGGGCCGGUCGAGGUACCAGAGAUUGAGAAGCUGGGCACGAGAGCGUGGAGGAAGAACAUGCUAUGA